AUGGAUACUUACAGGUACGUGGACGUGGAGGAGGAUGCAAUAUGUACACAAUUCCAAGGUCUCGAGGUAGCUAAUUCUCUUAGGGUGGAUGAUGUUAAGCCUAAGAUGGCCAGUGCAAAUUCUGCAGAUAUGGUUUCGUUUAGAGAUGCUCAGAGGGCAGUAACUGAUAAAAUUGGUCAAAAAUGGGGAAGUAUAGUGGAAUUGCCUACUAAUACUGAUUGUCAAGGUCUGGAUUAUUCUUAUUCAGGUGCACAGAGCAAGAGGAAGAUCAGUGAGCACAAAAUCGCUUUCUGA
This is a messenger RNA of Vicia faba (fava bean), 294 nucleotides long. The record is from the annotation of a GenBank genome assembly. NCBI's taxonomy places the organism in Eukaryota, Viridiplantae, Streptophyta, Magnoliopsida, Fabales, Fabaceae.